Molecule: messenger RNA, 3865 nt
Organism: Diceros bicornis minor
Lineage: Eukaryota; Metazoa; Chordata; Mammalia; Perissodactyla; Rhinocerotidae
Gene: SLC38A7
Product: solute carrier family 38 member 7
Exons: 12
Coding region: 1011-2402 (463 amino acids)
Biological process (GO): amino acid transmembrane transport
Molecular function (GO): L-glutamine transmembrane transporter activity; L-asparagine transmembrane transporter activity; L-alanine transmembrane transporter activity
Source: RefSeq, a predicted model, not a curated record
CCCCGGAGCCCCCACCGCGGCAGAGCCCUGCCCACUCCCUGCAGGGCUCCGGAGCCCGGCAUCCCCGCUCCACGCCCGCCUCUCUUGAGCCGGCUCUGUCGCGCCUUAGCCUGGACUGUCUUCCCCUAGUCCUAGGCCGGGAUCGAGUCCCGGAGCCCCUCCCCAGUUUACCCCACAGCAGCUCACUCGCCUCGCUUCAGGCCUGGGGAUCGUCGCCCCCGCCCCGGAUGCGCCCUGACCCACCUCCCGAUGCAGCCCACCCCUCGUAUUUCUGGGAUCCAGCCCCAGGCUGGACUGGGAACCCACUCCUACCUGAGGGGCCUAUGCGAAUGGUUGCAGCUCUGGCCUGAGCAGAGGGUUAUCAGGCUUCUAGUCCUGGCUCUGCCAGCUACCCGCUGUGACAUUCGUCUAACCUCUUUCUCUUCCUCAGCUUGUUUCCCUCUCUGAUCUGGUGCUCCAUUCCGUGAUCUGAGUCAGAGCUGCUCAGUUCCCUUCACUCUGCUGACCAGCACAGAAACAGCCUGAACUCUUCUCUCUGCUGACAGCAGGUUUUAGGUAAAGUCUUGAGAAAGAAGAAAUUGGGGCCAGAGAGGAAAGUGAGGAGAAUCGGAUCUCAGAUCUUUGGGGAGAAGGAGCUGUGAAGAGCAGCCUCAACUCCACUAUAGCGGAUCAGGUGGAAAGAGCAGGGCUAACUUUGCAGGGCUCUCUGGAGCUGUGCUGGAAGCCUGGGAGCCGAAGACUCUGCCUCCACUACUCACUGCUUCGGUUUUUUCGCUGAGUCGCUGGCUGGGUGGCAGGUUGCGUAAGAGGAAGCCCUGCAGCGUCUGACUGAUCUUUCUGGAUUUGGAGCCAGCAGAGAGGUUGAGAAGAGCCAGAGCGCACAGCCUCCCAGGAUAACAGCCCUGAACGGGCUGGUGCUGCCCCCAGCUGCAAGCGUUCCCUCGGCUGCCCUGGGGAUGUGGUGGUGAGGCACAGCCCGCAGACCCUGCAGGGAGCGGGCUCCCGGGGCCAUGGCCCAGGUCAGCAUCAACACUGAGCAGGGCGAGUGGGGCUUGAGCACGGACGCCGGGGAGCGGGCCCGUCUGCUGCAGAGUCCCUGUGUGGACACCGCCCCCAAGAGUGAGGGGGAGGCCUCUUCUGGGGAUCUGGGCAGAGGCACCACUUCCACGCUUGGGGCCGUCUUCAUUGUCGUCAAUGCCUGCCUGGGUGCAGGGCUGCUCAACUUCCCAGCCGCCUUCAGCACGGCCGGGGGCGUGGCAGCCGGCGUCGCCCUGCAGAUGGCCAUGCUGGUUUUCAUCAUCAGCGGCCUCGUCAUCCUGGCCUACUGCUCCCAGGCCAGCAAUGAGAGGACCUACCAGGAGGUGGUGUGGGCUGUGUGUGGCAAGCUGACAGGCGUGCUGUGCGAGGUGGCCAUCGCCACCUACACCUUCGGCACCUGCAUCGCCUUCCUCAUCAUCAUCGGGGACCAGCAGGACAAGAUUAUAGCCGUGAUGGCAAAGGAGCCUGAGGGGGCCGGCGGCAGCCCCUGGUACACAGACCGCAAGUUCACCAUCAGCCUCACUGCCUUCCUCUUCAUCCUGCCCCUUUCCAUCCCCAGGGAGAUUGGCUUCCAGAAAUAUGCCAGCUUCCUGAGUGUCGUAGGCACCUGGUACGUCACUGCCAUCAUUAUCAUCAAAUACAUCUGGCCAGAUAAAGAGAUGACCCCAGGGGACAUCCUGACCAGGCCAGCUUCCUGGAUAGCCGUGUUCAACGCCAUGCCCACCAUCUGCUUUGGAUUUCAGUGCCACGUGAGCAGUGUGCCCGUCUUCAACAGCAUGCGGCGGCCUGAGGUGAGGACCUGGGGUGGAGUGGUGACGGCUGCCAUGGUCAUAGCCCUCGCUGUCUACAUGGGCACGGGCAUCUGUGGCUUCCUGACCUUUGGAGCUGCUGUGGACCCCGACGUGCUCCUGUCCUACCCCUCGGAGGACAUGGCUGUGGCCGUCGCCCGCGCCUUCAUCAUCCUGAGCGUGCUCACCUCCUACCCCAUCCUGCACUUCUGUGGGCGGGCGGUGGUCGAAGGCCUGUGGCUGCGCUACCAGGGGACGCCUGUGGAGGAGGACGUGGGGCGGGAGCGGCGGCGGCGGGUGCUGCAGACGCUCGUCUGGUUCCUGCUCACGCUGCUGCUGGCGCUCUUCAUCCCCGACAUCGGCAAGGUCAUCUCCGUCAUCGGAGGCCUGGCCGCCUGCUUCAUCUUCGUCUUCCCAGGGCUGUGCCUCAUUCAAGCCAAACUCUCUGAGAUGGAGGAAGUCAAGCCAGUCAGCUGGUGGGCGCUGGUCAGUUACGGAGUCCUCUUGGUCACCCUGGGAGCCUUCAUCUUCGGCCAGACCACAGCCAACGCCAUCUUUGUGGAUCUCUUGGCAUAACCACUGCCUCCCAGGGAACACAUGGCCUUUGCCACUGGACCCAGGAUCCCAUCUCUUAGAGCUGCGGGGCCAACCUGAGUCUGGCAUCCUUCCCCCCUACUGGUGGGAUGACACCUGGACAUCCUUUUACAGGGACAGUUGUGGCGUGAAAUCAGGCCCCACACCUCUGGGCAGCUCAAACCCAGCUCCCUUCCUGCCUCCCCCAUCCUGGCAGUGCCGUGGAUGGUGGGAGGAGGUCUCAUGUCGCAGAGGAACCUUCCCCUUUCCUCCAACUCUCGACUUCUCCGUGCCUGGAACCCAUGGAUGAAGAGGGCCAGAAGGUCUCAGAGGAAAGAACCCAGCCUGACUUCCCUCUGGAGAAAGUCUGGACAAAGGGCCGUCCUCCACAGAGCAGCCUGUCCUGAGUAGGGGCUGUGCUCACUACCCCCAGACACAGUGCCUGCUCCAGUCUCUCGGCAGCCCAGCCAGCGGUGACUUCCUCUGGGAUCUGGCAGGUUCCAAAGGUGACACUGAAUUCAGACCAAUGCACAGAGGCAGAUAGAGUCAUGCUUGUCCACUCCCUCCUGGCCCACAGUGAGCCUGAUAGCCCUCUCUCCCUGGCUAAUUGACACUUCCAAGCCUUUGGGGCCUCACGCUGUCUCUUUCCCCAAACCUGAGAGUCCAGGCAUCCCUCUCCUCCUCCAUGCCCAGACAUCACCAAGUCUAAUGUUUACAAACGGUGCCAGCCCGGCCUUGAACCAGGGCCCAGGGGCCAUCCCGUGCCACCGCGGUGCUGUGAGUACACCUCCGUUAGCUUUCCCAAGGGGGGAGUCUGCUUUUCUCUUCGGAGUCCAGAUGGGCCCCUCUUUUAUGAGGCACAAGGGUGGGUAAUAGAAAAGGCCGAGAACCUUUCAGACCCGUGCAGGCCCGGCUGCUCAGGACCAAGGUGAACCUGUCUGACCCUCACUUUCACCAACUGCCUCUCUUCUCCCUGCCCCCUCCUCCCCCUCCUCUGCCAUUUGCGUGCAGUCACGCCAGCCUGGAAGUUUCCCUUCCAAUCUGGAUCUUGUCUGCUCCUUCCCCCCAUCACUUCUUCGCCCCCUACCCCAUUUUUCUAUGUAGCUCGACCUCUCCUGUUCACGUAAGUGUGGGGGUGGAGGGUUGCCAAACCCUCUCUUGUCAACUUCCUCAGCUCCACACAUCCACAGGCCUGGCCUCGGUGGCCUGUCCGUCACACCGAGGUCACACCUAGAUUGUGCCCCAGGCAGGGUGAGGGGGACGCUAUUCUCCCCCUUCCUGUUCCCAUUUUGAACACGUUGGCCACUCACUUUGGUCAACUCCAGGUACCGAAUCAGGCUUCCUCUACCCAGAACACUAGUAUUUCUCUGGCCCCUCCUGCCCAAAACCUCAGUACCCGGGGUGAGAGGGACCCCCACCCAGCAGCCCACCAUUCAGGGCAGUCAGAUCUGAGAGGCGGAGGCCGG